Rosa chinensis is the source of this 1405-nucleotide messenger RNA. Its product is annotated as galactinol synthase 2. The coding region runs from base 139 to 1164 and encodes 341 amino acids. The transcript has 3 exons. Lineage: Eukaryota; Viridiplantae; Streptophyta; Magnoliopsida; Rosales; Rosaceae. The record is from RefSeq and is a predicted model, not a curated record. Gene Ontology annotation, molecular function: glycosyltransferase activity.
AACCAAACACCAAGCAAACCAGCCUGCCCAGUUCUCGGUCAGCUAUAUCAUUCUCUUCCUCUCUUCCCUCUCAGCACCUCCAUAGUCUCCCUCAGAUAAUCGCACCUUCAUUAAGUCCUCUCUCUCAGAUAAUCACAUAUGGCUCCUGAGCUCGUUCCCUCCGUUCCGAAAUCCACGGGCUUCACCCGACCCGCCACCCUUCCGAGGCGUGCGUACGUCACUUUCUUGGCCGGCAACGGCGACUACGUGAAAGGCGUAGUCGGAUUGGCCAAGGGCUUGAGGAAUGCUAAAACGGCGUACCCUUUAGUCGUUGCGGUCUUGCCCGACGUCCCUGAAGACCACCGCCGCAUUCUUGAGUCGCAGGGUUGCAUCGUCCGGGAAAUCGAACCAGUUUACCCGCCAGAGAACCAGACCCAGUUCGCCAUGGCCUAUUACGUCAUCAACUAUUCCAAGCUCCGUAUAUGGGAGUUUGUGGAAUACGACAAGAUGGUAUACCUGGACGGAGACAUUCAGGUGUUCGACAAUAUAGACCACCUCUUUGACCUGCCGGACGGCAACUUCUACGCCGUGAUGGACUGUUUCUGCGAGAAAACGUGGAGCCACACGCCGCAGUACAAGAUCGGGUACUGCCAGCAGUGCCCGGAAAGAGUCAAGUGGGACUCCGAGCUGGGCCCACCUCCGUCGCUCUACUUCAACGCCGGGAUGUUCGUGUUCGAGCCCAGCGUUUUGACCUACCAAGAUCUCUUGAAGACCCUCAAGGUCGCCCCAACGACGCCGUUUGCUGAGCAGGACUUUUUGAACAUGUAUUUCAGGGAUAUUUACAAAUCAAUCCCUCCGGUUUACAAUUUGGUCCUGGCCAUGUUGUGGCGUCACCCCGAGAAUGUUGAGCUCGACAAAGUGAAAGUCGUGCAUUACUGUGCAGCAGGAUCAAAGCCAUGGAGGUAUACUGGGAAGGAAGAGAACAUGCAGAGGGAGGACAUCAAGAUGUUGGUGCAGAAAUGGUGGGACAUUUACAACGACGAGUCGUUGGACUACAAGAAGCAGCAGAGCAGUGCUGUGGUUGCGGCGGUUGAGGCUGAGCAAGCGGUGGACAUGCAGCCUUUCAUUGAGGCUCUAUCCGAAGCCGGUGCUUUCCAGUAUGUGACUGCCCCUUCUGCGGCUUAGUGAAAGGCAAAAGCGUAAAUGUGAGAAGGGGAAGAAGUAGUAGUAAGAAAGUGAGCUUUUGCUUUUAGCUUAAUUUGUUUUGGUUUUUAAUUUGUACCAUACUGGGAGUGCUUGGUUUGUGGAAAGUAAGCGCCGUUGAUGUAAUCAUCUUCUUAAUUUUGAAGCAAUGGUGCUGAAAUGUGAAAUACAUGGUCCAAUAAUUAGCUAUGACUUGCAGUCUAUUUUUGGGUUUGAUUUGUUA